AUGUAAAUUUAAUAGCAGAAUUCCUUCAACAUUGUUAUAAUAGGUGGUGAAGGGUAUGUAAUUCAUAAUCUAUAUUUAGAGCAGGUAAAACCACACUUUUUAAUCAACUUGUUGCUGGUAAAUUCAAUGAACACUAUUAUAAAACAAUAGGUAUAGAUGUAGAAAUAAAAUAAAUAUCUAUUGAGGAUAUAUAAUAUAAUUUAUAAGUAAAGACUCAUAUUUAAUGUAUUAGUUUUAUGAUACAUCAGGAUAAGAAAGAUUCUAAACUAUAUGUAGUUAAUAUUACAGAAGAGCACAAUGCUGUGUUAUAGUUUAUGAUUUAACAGAUCCAUAUGAUAUUACAACAAUUAAGAAUUGGAUGAGAUCCUUUUCUAUUUAAUGUGGUCUAGAUCCUAAACAUAAAUUUCCUUUUGUUAUUGUUGGAACUCGUAUGGAUAAACUAAAUUAAGAAUAAAAUAUAAAUCUUGAUCUCUCUGAUAAUAUUCAGUCUUUUUAGGUUUCAUUAAAAGAUGAUAAUUCAGUAUAAUAAAUAUUAUAAGCCAUUAUUAAUGUUACUGUAUUAAAAUAACAUGCAAUUAUUAAACAUUAAGAAAAAGCCAAAUCCAAUCCUAUUUGUCAAAAGUUUACAAAUUCAAUCAAUAGAGACAUUGAAAAAUUGAAUGAAAUUAUGACUUUAAUACAAUCAAGUAAAGAAAAAAUAGUAGAAACCUAUGAUCAACUAAUUAAUAAUGUAGGAUAAUGGUAAAAUUAAUUGAAAGAUCUUAAAUGCUUUUAUAAUAGUCCAACUUUUUUAGAUAAAAUAGAAUAAUCAAAUUUUUCAUAAGAGUUGUUUAUCGAAUAAGAAUAAAUAACAUUUAAUGAUAAAAUAGAAAAAGUUAAUUAAUCCUAUUCUGAAAAAUCUGAAAAUGGACUUAAAGAUAUCAAUAAUUUAAUAGAAGAAGCUUCUAAGUUGAAAAUUUAGUUUAAUAAUUGA
Paramecium pentaurelia is the source of this 973-nucleotide messenger RNA. Lineage: Eukaryota; Ciliophora; Oligohymenophorea; Peniculida; Parameciidae. The record is from the annotation of a GenBank genome assembly.